This is a messenger RNA of Linnemannia hyalina, 858 nucleotides long. The record is from the annotation of a GenBank genome assembly. Lineage: Eukaryota; Fungi; Mortierellomycota; Mortierellomycetes; Mortierellales; Mortierellaceae.
AUGAGCAACUACAACAACACCAACCCUCAACAGCCAUCAUCGGCAUACACCGCCCGGAAGCAAGACGAAUACCACCCUUUGCAGAACCAACAGCAAUACAACGGCAGCAGUGCUGGUCAGGAUCAGCAUUAUGAGCCGAACAAUGUAGGAGGACAGAUGGAUUCGGCGGGAAGACCCAAGAAGAGGAACGUAAUCACUGAAGCCUGGUCUGGGAUCACACUCGGCGCUCAAGCUGUCCAAGGAGGCAUCUCAAACGUUGAGAAAGGUGUUAACCAAGUGGGUGACAAACUGGUGAAAGCGCCGGUUAUCAAGCAAGGAGCUUCGUUCUUUGCGGAUUACCGCAAGUUCAUGGACCGUGGCAACGUCAUGGACCUUGCUGUCGCCGUUAUUAUUGGUGCUGCCUUCACUGCUAUUGUCACUAGUUUGGUCACGGACAUUAUCACGCCUUUGAUCGCCAUCGCUACAGGAAAGAACCUCGAGGAGAACUUCGUCAUCCUGCACCGUGAUCCUCGCGACCCUGACACACCUUUGCCAACGAGGGCAUUUGCAAAGGAGCAUUUUGCGGUGACAUGGAACUGGGGCAACUUUGUGCAGACGGUCAUCAACUUUUUCAUCAUCUCUGGUUGCGUCUUUAUCAUCGUCAAAGUGUACGAAGUGAGCAGGAAUUCUAAGAAGGAGGUGACAGAGAAGAAGUGCGAUUACUGUCUGAAGAGCGUCCCAUUGAACGCUGUGCGUUGCCCCAACUGCACGACAUGGCUUGAUUGGGAUGCAUGUGCCAAGGUCGCCAACAUGGAACGCGUUGCCGCUGCCUCUAACGGAGGUCAUUCGCCCUUUGCCGACCAGACUUCUCACUUCUGA